GUUCGAGAUGAUCUUGUCAGGACAGUUCCAGAUUCAGAUGUAGUCCUCAGAGAUGCAGCUCUCUCAAUCUCUACUCCUGUCACACACGUGCUGAACCUCCCUCGCCCACUGGCCGCGUCAUCUCCGGCUCGACAUUCAGAUCGACAUCGCCAUCCCUCAAUUGGGCGAUGAUAGUCGCACUAACGCGAGCCAACACGGGCGGACUCCUUGACAAGCCCUGACGGAGUAACGGCCUGAGGGAGGACGGAUAGAUUGAUUAUUCUUGAUCAGGGGCCAUGGCUCUCUGUCCUCCAGCGGCCUCCGUCUCCCCACGUGCUUGAGUUCCGCUGCCUCCGAGUGUCCGUUCAGGGCAUCUCCGGUCUCGCUCGCAUAUAAAACCAUGGCUCGCUGCCAUUCAGUUCGAGUGCUCCGCGCACUCCGGCCACCAUGAAGCUCCUCCUGCUCUCGCUGCCUCUCACCUACGCCCUGAACAUCGUCUCCUCCAACGACGAUGGCUGGGCCGAGAGCAAUGUCCGCGCCCUGCACAGCGCCUUGACUGACGCCGGCCACACCGUGGUGCUUUCUGCGCCGGCUGAGAACAAGAGCGGUUCUGGCUCCAAGGACGAGGACCCCGUUGCCCUGACCGACCCGUGCCAGUACAACAGCUGUCCCGCCGGCAGCCCGGCCACGGGAUACAACGAGUCGUCGCCGGAGCUGAACUACGUCAACUCGUACCCCGUCACCUCCAUGAAGUACGGCAUCGACACGCUGGCCCCCAAGUUCUUCGACGGCGCGCCUGACCUCGCCGUGUCCGGCCCCAACGUCGGCGUCAACAUUGGCAUCGCCGUCUUCUUCUCCGGCACCGUCGGCGCUGCCACCGCCGCCGUCAAGGCUGGCGUCCCGGCCCUGGCGUUCUCUGGACGAUCGGGCUCGGCCACGGCGUGGAACGAGACCACGCCGGAAUCGAGCACUUUCUACGCGGACCUGGCGACGAACUUCACCGAGCGGGUGACGGCCAAUGGCGCGCCCUACUUGCCCGACGGGGCCUGGCUGAAUGUCAAUUUCCCGUCGUUUGACGAUGGAUGUGACAGCGUCGACGAUGUCAAGUUUGUCCUGACCAGGAUCUUCCCUGCCGUGCCUUUGAUCACGGACGAUGAUGUGGAGACCUGUGGGAGCAAGAGGCUGCCGACGGAGACGAAGACCGUUCUGUCGGGGUGUUAUGCUAGUGUGUCGGUUGGACAGGCGGACGAUAAGAAGGACGCUAAUGCGACGGUGCAGGCUGAGGUGUUGGAGCGAUUGGGAGAGCUGGAGUGUUUGGAUUAGUGUUGUAUGAGGGGGUGAAAAGUCUGCACAUAGUACAGAGUAGUUUCUGCACAUAAUCAUUUGGUCAGUCGGAUAGAACUUCCGAACUUGCGCGCUAGACUAUGG
Messenger RNA from Aspergillus steynii IBT 23096, 1407 nucleotides. Its product is annotated as 5'/3'-nucleotidase SurE. The record is from RefSeq and is a predicted model, not a curated record. Lineage: Eukaryota; Fungi; Ascomycota; Eurotiomycetes; Eurotiales; Aspergillaceae. Bases 427 to 1302 code for a protein of 291 amino acids. The transcript is spliced from 2 exons. Gene Ontology annotation, molecular function: nucleotidase activity.